AUGAAGACCAACGCGAAGACAUACCUAUUGAGUAUCCUGUACCUUACCCACCAAGUGGCUGCAGCAUACCCAACUGCACCGGGCAACAGCACUUCUUUCAAAAUUGAUUGGAAGAGCUGUGGUGAUGAUGUGCCGUCUGGUGCCGAUUGCGGACAAAUAGAGGUCCCGCUCGACUGGUCUCAACCACAAGGGCAACAGAUUACCUUGGGGAUUAUGAGGAUCAAAGCAACAAACGCGUCCACCAGACUCGGGAGCCUGAUAUAUAAUCCCGGUGGUCCGGGUGGAGCGGCUACAGCAUUCUGCGGAUAUCAACUUCAAGGAAAGCCCAUAUUUGGCGAGGCCCUUACGUCUCAUUUCGACAUUAUAUGCCCAGACCCACGAGGCAUUGGCACCAGCAGUCCUAUAUCAUGCGAUCCCGACCUAUGGAACCAACGACAGACACUCUUCCCUGAGGAUAGCGCCUCAUUCCAGCAGAUGAUCGAACAUAACCGGGCUUUUGGCCAAAGCUGCCUAGACCGGAGCGGCGACAUCGUCAAACACGUCGACACUAUCAGCGUAGCGCGAGACAUGGAAGCAAUCCGCAUCGCUCUAAAUGACGGAAAACUCAAUUGGCUCGGUAUAUCCUACGGAACGAUGAUCGGGGCGCAAUAUGCAGAGCUCUUCCCCGAGAACAUCCGCGUCAUGGCUUUAGACGGCAACGUCGACCACUCCGCCCCUGAGAUAUAUACGACGAUGGGCGAAGCCUUGACUUAUGAGGAUGAACUAAACCGAUUCUUCAAUUGGUGCACUAAGAAUGAGACCUGUGCGCUCCACGGACAAGAUGUGGCGCGCUUGUACGAUGAAUUAGUGCAACAAGCCGACUCAACCCCCAUCCCGGCACCAGGUUGCGAGCCCAGAGUGUGCUUCCCGAACGUCACAGACGAAGACAUCCGUUUCAACAUCCAGGGGAAAGGCCUACUAACCUACAAAAAAGACAUUCCGAUCGCCCUAGGGUGGGGCCGACUCGGCGCACGCCUCAACGAAGCCAUAAACGGCAACGCGACUUUCCUCUCCUCCUCCAUGGCCGAGAGUGAGAACUCGGCAAUAUGGCAGGGUCUGGCUGUGGGGUGUCUCGACUGGAACCACGACACUGCUACUUUUGAGGAUUACAUGUAUCGACGGUACCUCGCGAAUGCGACGACACCGCGGACGUUAGGUGCGAGCCAGUCGUAUAUGUACAACGUGCAAUGUCUAGGCUGGCCAGCUCCAAUGCGAAAUCCUCAGCGCGCGUUGAAUCAGAGCUCUAUGCGAUUAGCGCCGCCGAUUCUUAUGGUUAAUUCGGAACAUGAUCCGGAGAGUUCGUAUUUAUGGGCGCAGGGACUGCGGUCGCAGAUACCUAGUGCAGUGUUUCUUACGAGGCGUGGUGACGGGCAUAGUAGUUAUAAUAAUGUGGGAGAGGCUACGAGGUUGAUUGAGGCGUAUUUGAUAAAUGGGACACUUCCGGAGCAAAAUGUUAUGGUAGAGUCGUAA
Messenger RNA from Hypoxylon trugodes, 1509 nucleotides. Its product is annotated as Alpha/Beta hydrolase protein. NCBI's taxonomy places the organism in Eukaryota, Fungi, Ascomycota, Sordariomycetes, Xylariales, Hypoxylaceae. The coding region runs from base 1 to 1509 and encodes 502 amino acids. The transcript has a single exon. The record is from RefSeq and is a predicted model, not a curated record.